Messenger RNA from Dunckerocampus dactyliophorus (ringed pipefish), 2768 nucleotides. Its product is annotated as ependymin-like. The transcript is spliced from 6 exons. Gene Ontology annotation, cellular component: extracellular region; lysosome. Gene Ontology annotation, molecular function: calcium ion binding. NCBI's taxonomy places the organism in Eukaryota, Metazoa, Chordata, Actinopteri, Syngnathiformes, Syngnathidae. Bases 183 to 812 code for a protein of 209 amino acids. The record is from RefSeq and is a predicted model, not a curated record. Gene Ontology annotation, biological process: cell-matrix adhesion.
GUUUGUGUUCGUUUUCAGUGUGUUAUCUAAAGUUUAGACAUUUAUCACAUGGAGAAGGUGGUCAUUAAACGACAUAAAGAGGCUGAACUUUAUCCUGGUAUGAGUGUGCUGGUGUUUAUAAAGAAGUGGCUCCUCCUUCCUCAUUCACUGUUGCCAGUGUGGAAGCUUUGCGAGGUACAAACAUGCGAGUUCUAGUCGUGUUUGCUUGCUUUCUAGCAGCUUGUCCGGCCCAGAAGCCUCACCCUUGCAUGAGCCCUCCUCUUCUGAGUGGCGAAAUCUCGGUGGCCACACAAAAUGAAAAGCUGUGGGCUUUCAUUCACUACCAGUACGACGCUUGGGGACAGAGGAUCAGGCUCCAGGAGAUGGGAUAUUACCAGAAUACGUCCUUCACCUAUGAUGCUCUGCUUCUCUUCAGAGAGGCCGCCAUGUACGAGAUCAACAAUAAAGACCACACUUGCAAGAGGAAGCCCCUUAAGGUUGACUUCCACCCGAUGGAAAUCCCGAGGAACGCCACUCUGUUGGGUCAGGCCGUUUUGGGAAGCUCCUCCGGCCCGGGUGAGGGGCUCCUCGUCAACACGUGGACAGGCAUCGUUCCCACAACUGGAGGACGUUACUUGAGCACAGUCACUGAAUUUGGAUGCAUACCUAUCUCCACGGCCUACCAAACUCAGCCAUUUGGAUGGAUGGUGUCAAGUUUCGUCAACAACGUUAUUGGCAUUCAGGACCCCAGUCAGCUCAACCCGCCAGACUUCUGCCAAGACGCGUCGCACGAGGAGCCGGUCGACUUCUUCAGCUUGUUCCAGAUUAAAUGAGUGCAUGUUUUCAAGUUAAAUCAACUACUAGAAGUCAAUCACUAGUCGACUAAUUAUGAAUAAUUAUCAUCUUGCGGUGAAAGAUGAGUGGAAAAAGAAUCUGUAAUAAAUACUCCUUCUUUUGCAACAUUUUGGGAUUACCUGUAGUCAUUAAAUUACACUUCAGUCAUGCUGAGAUACACUCUAGAUAUAGAAUAUGUUGUUAACAUUAGCCAAAACACUUCAAUACAAUGUUUAGACCUCAAGUCGUCAGUUUUUUUCCCCCAUUCUUAACUCAAUUUUGGCAUUAUUUUAUUUUUUACUGACACUGCCUGACCGCCAGAGGGCGCACUACACUCAUAAAUGAUGCUUGACAUGGAUUUGCGCUUUCAAUAAUGUGCGGAAUAUAUUGAGUAUCCCACAUGAAGACUGCACAGCAUGUGGACAGAAUCUGGCCUUCCAAAGAAGACAAACUCUAUACUCAAUUUUCAUUUUUAUUAUUUGAAACAUUUGGACUAGUCAGUGCUGCACAUUCAGACGAGGAGUCAAUUGGUAGCAGUAGUAACACACACCCCUCACUUCCCCUACUUCCUGCAGCCCAACAUUUACCGCCAUUGCCCACCUCUCCCGUGCUUCUGUCUCCAGCCACAGCAGCCUGGCAUCCGGGUCCUCAUCAGAGAACUGGAGUAGAGACCCUGAGUGCCGCAGCACCUUCAAACACUGCUUCAGCACGAGGCGAGCCUUCCCUCGCCCUUCCUUGGACCUCAGUAGGGCAUCUGUGGUGCCCUUGUCUACUAUAAGGUCCACACUGCAGGGACCAAAGUGUUUGUGCAGCUGCGUGCAGUCUAGCUCCACAAAGUCCAGCUGGGAAAAUGAGUUGCGAGGGUGGAUAGCUUUAGCCAGCACGUGCUCCUGCAUGAGCUGCACAGCAACAGGGGAAAUGUCAGCACAUGUGACCCGCACUGGCACAGAACAGUGCUGGUAAAUGGAGGGACCCAACGCAGAGGUGCCACAGCCCAUAUCCAGGACCUGGACUGGAGCCUCAGUGCUGGACAUAGUCUGUAGUAUGGGCAUGAUGAAGUUCUGGACAGUUUCAAAGCCAAAGAACCACUCAAAGUUCUUGAAUGUGGUUGUUCUGCUGCUGCUCUCAGAAUAGAAGCGGUCCCAGGUGGCUUUCUUGUCCAUGUUUUCAAUCAGUUCAGCUAGACAGACAGAAAGGACAGGACUAAUGACCAUGUUUAUGUUAUAUCUGACAUGUCAUGUCAAUAGCACUUCUCAACAUUCACAUGCUAUUUUGUAGUUUGGAGUAAAUGUGUUUUUUUUAUAUAGUAAUUACAUUUGUAUCGUAUGCAGGUUUCAACACACCACACUUCUAUUCAAGCUUUUAUGAGAAUAUGGUAACGUUUGUGCAAACGCAUAUAAACAGUGGCAUUUAAUCGUGUACUUCCGCAAACAGCUCGCUAGGUCAACAGUUAGCAUUCGGGCUAACAAUGAGCAAUGAGUGAAGUGCCAAUACAGCAUCACACAAGACAAAGGUGGAAGGGGAAAAUGACGAACAGUAACGCAUUUACCACCACGAAACGUACACGUAAGAGACGAAUGAAGUCGCACAUAAAUAGCUGAAAAUAUUCCACGACUUGUCAACGUCUUUGACAACAACGGUGUCAUCUUCGUUUGGCUUGGAGCUUAACUAUUGAACGACAGGAGCGUUCACUCCCACGUAAUGUCAGCGAAUCGAAUCAAGUAGUAGUAUCAGUAUCGGAUCGAUACUUGCAUGAUGAGCGAUAUUUUUUAAUCCGCUUCUUUUUAUUUUCACAAACACGUUUUUUGUUGGGUUGGUCAAAUAUAUUGUAUAUACUGUAAUUAUAUGUUAUAUUGCCUUGGACACAGGAGGGCUUGUGUAGUUGUUUUGCACUACUGACUUUAUUUUGCUCAAACAAUUGUGUGUAAUAAAAGGGCUUGUCUUAUGCCGUAUUG